UCCCAACUCCAUCACCCGCGAACCACUCGCAGUCGAGCCACUCCGCUGCUCAGUGCUCACUCCGGUCCGGCCAUGGCGCGCGCCGGCGUCUCCACCGCGCCGCUCUCCCGCCUCCACUCCCUUCCACCACGGCCUUCCCUCCUCCACAACCCGCAGCCGAACGUCCUCCUCCUCCGUCCCCAGCAGCGCAAGGCGCCCGCCACCACCGCGGCGGCGCUACCGACGGCCGCGGACCUCCCGGAGCUAUCCCUCCCGGCCGCGGCCGCCGCGGCGGCCGCGCUGGCUGCGGCGGUUUCUCUCUCCGACCCCGAGCGCCGGCGGCGCGCGCAGGCCGAGGCGGCGGGCGGCGGGGACAAGGAGGCGGUCCGCGCCUACUUCAACUCGACGGGGUUCGAGCGGUGGCGCAAGAUCUACGGGUCGGCGACGGAGGGCGUGAACCGCGUGCAGCUGGACAUCCGCGAGGGCCACGCGCAGACGGUGGCGGCGGCGCUGUCCAUGCUCCGCGACUCCCCGCUGGAGCUGGCGGGCACCACGGUGUGCGACGCCGGGUGCGGGACGGGGUCGCUGGCCAUCCCGCUCGCGGCCGAGGGCGCCGACGUCCUGGCCUCCGACAUCUCGGCGGCCAUGGUGUCGGAGGCGCAGCGGCAGGCGUCGCUGGCGCAGGCAACGGCGCCGGGGUCGACGACGUUCCGGAUGCCCCGGUUCGAGGUCCGCGACCUGGAGAGCCUGGAGGGGCGGUACGACGUGGUGGUGUGCCUGGACGUGCUCAUCCACUACCCGCGGGAGGAGGCGAAAGCCAUGAUCCGCCACCUCGCGUCGCUGGCGGACAAGCGGCUGCUCAUCAGCUUCGCGCCCAGGACGCUCUACUUCGACUUCCUCAAGCGCGUCGGCGAGCUGUUCCCGGGCCCGUCCAAGGCCACGCGCGCCUACCUGCACGCCGAGGCCGACAUUGAGGACGCGCUCCGACAGGCCGGAUGGCGCGUCGCCAACCGCGGCUUCAUCUCCACGCAGUUCUACUUCGCCAAGCUCUUCGAAGCCGUGCCCGUCGCCUCCUCGUCGUCGUAGCCGUAGGCCGGCCGACCGGCGUGUCGCCGGCUUUUGUGUUUGUUUGCCUCAGUCGACUGUUGGUAGAGCUGCAGACGGCCGCCGCCUAGCGCCGCGGCGGCGGCGGCGUGGCCUGUUUGUACAAUUGUACUUGCAAGCUAGCUCCAUUCCAUACUCCGUAGCUUGAUUGCUUUCCACGGAGGCUUCCAUGGACAACUUGGUGGGUUCUAUAUCAUCCCACGGAGGGCCUUGACCCAAAGCUCACAUUAGAAGAAGAGACACAUCUAGAAACGGAUUUCUUACCAUCCAGUGGCCUCAAGCCCUCGACUACCACGCUCGUUUUACAAAAGCUGUAACUAAAGACUCUUCGGCAUGAUUAUUAUCGUGAUUUUCACUCAUAUUGGAUGUGAUAUGGCUAUUGAUUUUCUA
Sorghum bicolor (sorghum) is the source of this 1473-nucleotide messenger RNA. Its product is annotated as magnesium protoporphyrin IX methyltransferase, chloroplastic. Gene Ontology annotation, molecular function: magnesium protoporphyrin IX methyltransferase activity. The transcript has a single exon. The record is from RefSeq and is a predicted model, not a curated record. The coding region runs from base 73 to 1065 and encodes 330 amino acids. Lineage: Eukaryota; Viridiplantae; Streptophyta; Magnoliopsida; Poales; Poaceae. Gene Ontology annotation, biological process: chlorophyll biosynthetic process.